AUGCCUGCAUUUUUUGAACCGAAACAGAGACGCCGACGGAGUCUGUUUGGUCUUUGGAUUCCAGCAAAACCCGUCGUGUUCUCCAACAAAGUCAAUACAUCGCCGAAAAAUUCGGCAGCAUCUGACAGCCCGGCAUCUGAUCCCAUUGCUAUCCCCGAAGAGAGUAGAGACCGACUCAGGGUUCGUUUGAACCGCAGUCGCUCCAAGGUCCUAUUUUUAUUCGGCUUGCGAAGCUUUUCCAACAGAAACAAAGGAUCAAACACCGAGUCUGUGUCCUGUGAGAGUGCCCCCAGUCCCGACAUCUCCCCAGAUGCAUCAUCUCCUGGCGCAGAAGAUGGCCGCCUUGUAUUUAUCACCGGCUCUUCACCCCCGAAUGAUGAACCUCCAGUGGCGACAUGCUCUGAGUACUUACAGCCGGAAGAUGUGCAUAUUCUACCUGAACCCUUGGCAAGUCCGGAACCCAUAACACAGCAGGAAGAAAACUCAGAGGAGGAUCGGCAACAUGAACAGAAACACGUCGAGAAUAGCGACGACGUAAAGAGUACGCCUGCAGAAGAAUUCCAGACUCUGCAGAAUCCAGGAUUUGUCGAUCGCUUUUCGCAAAGAAUCUCCUUGACCUUCGGCCACCCCACAGUCAUCCGUCGGGCGCACUUGCGCUCGAGACCGAGCGUUCUUGUCAUCGACUCUCCUGUACUCGCCAGUCUGAACAAGCAGGUGGACGGCACGGAUGACAGCUCGGAUCCUUCAACGAUACCAAGCAGCGGCAGUUCUCCCAUCGGUGGACGGUCGACACCCCCGACGCCUGUGACAUCUGGAGAACCAUCUCCUUCUACGACCAAAUAUGAACCCAUAGCCGGACCACUAUCACCAGCCAUUGAAUGGUCUUCCCGGUCUCAGCCUGACAAAGAGGCGAGCCUCGUGCCGGACCCAAACCGUGCCAUUUCUCCAUCUAUCUUGACGGUAGAAGCAGCAUCCACGGCGAAGGUGUUCUUGGAACUCUACUUCAACUCGAUUUUUCAGAAUGUAGACCCCCGUCUGCUGCGCCAACACGAGUUGGAGCAACACAUCUAUGCGUUUCAACUCACCCCUGAGGAACAGGCGGUUGCCCGGCAGAACUGGGCCUUGCAAGAAAACGAACACCUGCGUCGGUGCCGUGUCCUCAAGACCAACAGAUGCUGCUCUCGGAGUGAGGAUGCAGUUUCACUGGCGGGAUUUGAAGUUAUCAAAGUUCUGGGGAAAGGCAGCUUUGGCGUGGUGCGUUUGGUCCGAGAAAAGGGAAGUGGAGAUAUGGAGCUUGAUGAGGAUGAAUUCAUGCUCUUGGACAGGGAUAGUCCCAGUGGUAGGGCAAGACAUCUCAGCCUUCUGAGGUCAGCCAUGGAGGGGAAUAGGAGCAGUCGACGCAAGCUGAUGUCCGGGGAAAGGAAGGAAGUCUACGCAAUGAAGGCCAUUCGAAAAUCAAAUAUGAUCCGAAACUGUCAAGAAGGCCACAUUCGAGCCGAGAGAGACUUCCUGGUUGCGUCAGAAAAGUCCCGCUGGAUCGUCCCUUUGAUUACCAGCUUCCAGGAUGCCAACCAUCUUUAUCUCGUCAUGGACUACAUGGUGGGCGGAGACUUCCUCGGACUGUUGAUUCGCCGUGAUAUUCUGCGUGAAGACUGGGCGAGAUUUUACGUCGCUGAAAUGGUCCUUUGCAUCGAGGAGGCCCAUCGACUAUGCUGGAUCCACCGCGAUAUCAAGCCGGACAACUUCCUCAUCUCGGCGUCGGGGCACUUGAAGAUUUCCGAUUUUGGUCUUGCCUUCAAUGGGCAUUGGUCUCAUGAUCAAGUGUACUACAACAAUCAUCGUUAUUCCCUUCUGGAAAGACUCGGCAUCGAUGUGCAGGGGGAUUCUACGGAUCAAAAGGAAGCUGCAAAGAAUCAGAAAGAGCCCACACCCGACGGCCUUAACGUAUCUCAGCAUCCCCAUGUACCGUUGCCGUCUCUUCUAAGUUGGCGUGACAGUAAGGAGAGGCGGCGAUUUGCAAAAAGUGUUGUGGGAACCAGCCAAUACAUGGCGCCUGAAGUCAUUCGUGGUGAGAUAUAUGACGGGCGAUGCGACUGGUGGAGUUUGGGGAUCAUUUUGUACGAGUGCCUGUAUGGCUUUACUCCUUUCGCCUGUGAAAACCGACGGGAUACUAAGAUCAGGAUUCUGCAUCAUGUUCGAGCCUUGCAAUUCCCGAAAGCAAAGCCAUCAGAUAAACUGAUAUCACCAGAAGCCAAAGACCUGAUCACCCGGAUCCUGCAAGAGCGCGAGUUUCGCCUGUGCUCACAACAGUACCAGGCCAACGAUAUCUUGGGUGCUCGACCAAUUCCAAUCCAAUUUUUGUACUCCAUGGAUCCGCGGUACAGGGACGUCCCCAGCUACUAUGUGUACCCCAACGACGCAACAGACAUCAAAGCCCAUCCUUUCUUCAGAGGCAUUCCGUGGAACGACCUCCACUUGAUGCAGCCGCCACUCAUCCCGAGAGUCAAGAGCUGGGAAGACACCCGAUAUUUUGAUGAUUGGAAGGCUGUCGGAAACCUCGACCAACCCUCGGAAGAAAGCGAGCCGGGAGAGGACGCGGAAGAUGCUAACGAGGAGCAUAAUCCUGCAACUUCCGAGCCUCAGGAACCUGGCCCAGCACCCAAUGUGUCCCCUGAGCCGGUUGUGCCCUCCACAGAUCCCAAAGCCGCAGCAGAGGCGCAAAAAGCAGCUGCGCAGAAGCAAAAGGAGCAAGAGAAGAAAAGGCCGCGAGACAAAAUUCUGCGUGAUAAGGACAUGGGCAAGACAGUCUUGGAAAUGCGCAAGAAGGGCGCCUUUUUGGGAUAUACCUAUCGUCGCCCAAAGGGCGCUGUCAUGGCACUUACCGCUGAGCGUGGACGCCAGCCAUUUGCCCGCGGUCAGCUGGUUGAUCUGUAUGCACCGUGA
Messenger RNA from Penicillium alfredii, 2943 nucleotides. Its product is annotated as serine/threonine-protein kinase. The record is from RefSeq and is a predicted model, not a curated record. Gene Ontology annotation, molecular function: ATP binding; protein serine/threonine kinase activity. The transcript has 4 exons. Gene Ontology annotation, biological process: peptidyl-serine phosphorylation; intracellular signal transduction. NCBI's taxonomy places the organism in Eukaryota, Fungi, Ascomycota, Eurotiomycetes, Eurotiales, Aspergillaceae. The coding region runs from base 1 to 2943 and encodes 980 amino acids.